Molecule: messenger RNA, 1162 nt
Organism: Cicer arietinum (chickpea)
Lineage: Eukaryota; Viridiplantae; Streptophyta; Magnoliopsida; Fabales; Fabaceae
Molecular function (GO): nucleic acid binding; zinc ion binding
Source: RefSeq, a predicted model, not a curated record
AGGGGUAUUGAGGUUACUUUACCAGACUUCAUGAAGCUUAAACCCCCUACUUUUUCUGGGUCUAGUGCAACUGAGGAUCCACAACAAUUCAUUGACAGUCUAGAGCGGCUUUGGAGAGCAUUGGGUUGUUCUGAGGUAAGAGCAGUAGAACUGACAUCAUUUCAACUAAUAGGCGUGGCACGUGAUUGGUUUGAUAUAGUGUCACAUGGUAGACAAGUGGGGUCACCUCCGUUAGCAUGGAGAGAGUUUUCUCAGUUGUUCAUGGCUCGUUUUCUUCCGGAGAGUGUUAGAGAUGGAUUAGCUCACGAGUUUGAGCGAUUGGAGCAAACAGAGAGUAUGACAGUUUCAGAGUAUAGUGCUCGUUUUACACGGCUAUCUAGACAUGCUCCUUAUCCUAUCACUGAGGAGAUGCGUGUUAAGAGGUUCAUUAGAGGAUUGAAGGAUUAUUUAUUUAGAUCUGUGGUUGGUUCGAAUUGUUCUACUUUUGCUGAGGUUUUGAGUUUGACUCUUUUGAUUGAGCAACGACAGAAGGAAAAAGGAGGCAAUAAACAAGAUUCACAUAAGAAGCAAAUAAUUGAAGGAUCUUACAGUAACUAUUCAAACCGGGAUGGUGGAUCUAUGUUGGGUUAUCAGGGGCAACAAGGACUCAUGUCUCAAAGGGGUGGUCAUAGUGGGCAGUCUUCUAGGACAGUGCAGAUUCGUAGAUCAGAUUCUGGAGCAGCAUCACAAUCCAUUUUCCCUCAGAGACAUUCUAGUGUUUCAGCUACACGAUGUUCUACUUGUGGUAGGUUUCACUUCGGGAAUUGUUCUAGAGAUGGUAAUGUUAAGGUAUGCUACCAAUGUGGCCAAAUAGGUCACAUCAGGAGGGAUUGUCAUGUAGAUACGACACAUUCAUCCUCUAGUUAUGCAUUAGCACCAACAACUUUGGCAUCUUCUCAGACUCAUUUUGCAUCUGUGCGUCAGAGUGGAAAUUCUUAUGUCAGAGGUUCAGGAACAUUUCAGUAGCGAGGUAGAGGAUUUGGUGGUAGAGGUCAGAUACCAGCAGGAAGAGGUCAGGCUCGAGUGUUUGCUUUGACUCGUCAGGAUGCUCAGACAUCCAAUGCAUUAGUUACAGAUUCGCAAGCAGCUGAGUAGGAAUCUAUUAUUUGAUUCAAGUCUCAAC